GUGAUCGACUAAUCGUGGUCGUUGAAAUAUUUUUAAAUUCAUUUAAAAGUGUUUUUGGGAUGGUAUUUUUCAAUACUAAUUUAUCAAAAGAUUACGUGAAUUUGUAGAGCCAUGUUUACUCUCCAUCUUUUCCGGAGAAUUAGGCCAGACGUAUUAAGGCCAAUUGGUUGGGUCUGCAGACCUUGCUUAUCAGCAUUUUCAUCUGACUCUACAAAGGAAAAUGUUGACCAGAUUCGCAAUAUUGGAAUUUCUGCUCACAUUGACUCUGGGAAAACAACAUUGACUGAAAGAGUGUUGUUUUAUACUGGAAGAAUAAAGACAAUGCAUGAGGUAAAAGGUAAAGAUAACGUUGGUGCCACCAUGGAUUUUAUGGAUCUAGAACGACAGAGAGGAAUUACAAUACAGUCAGCUGCUACGUUUGCUGAAUGGAAGAAUCAUAAUAUAAAUAUUAUUGAUACACCAGGUCAUGUUGAUUUUACUGUUGAAGUGGAAAGAGCUCUUCGUGUUCUUGAUGGUGCUGUGUUGGUUUUGUGCGGAGUUGGAAAAGUUCAGAGUCAAACAUUGACAGUAAACAGACAGAUGAAAAGAUACAACGUGCCGUGCAUUGCUUUCAUUAAUAAACUUGACAGGAUGGGUGCAAAUCAUAAAAAAGUUCUUAGUCAAAUGAGAGCAAAGUUAAAUCACAAUGCCGCGUUUGUGCAGUUACCAAUUGGUUUAGAACGGAAUCACACGGGUGUUGUGGAUAUCAUUAGAAGGAAAGCUCUAUAUUUUGAUGGAGAGUAUGGGAACAAUAUAAGAGAAGAGGUCAUACCCGAAGAUAUGGUUCAUGAAGUAAACGUUAGGCGAGAAGAGUUAGUUGAGGCUGUUGCAAAUGUUGAUGAUGGCUUGGGUGAAUUAUUUCUUGAGGAAAUUCAACCAACGAGUGAUCAGCUCAUGUCUGCUAUUCGACGGUCGACCAUCAAAAGGUUGUUUACACCUGUUUUUGUUGGUUCUGCUCUGAAGAAUAAAGGCGUACAACCUUUACUGGAUGCAGUUGUUGACUAUUUGCCGAGUCCUCCGGAUGUGGCAAAUUUUGCUUUAGAUCCUGAAGAUUCAGAUAGAAAAAUCUUGAUGGAUUCAUCAGGUGAUGGUUUAAAUCCUUUUGUUGGCCUGGCAUUCAAACUUGAGGCUGGAAAAUAUGGUCAGUUGACUUAUGUAAGGGUCUAUCAAGGUUCUCUGAAGAAGGGAACAUUUAUUUUCAAUACGAGAACUGGGAAACGUGUUCGUGUUCCCAGGAUCGUGAGAAUGCACAGUGAUGUCAUGGAGGAUGUAAGUGAAGUAAGAGCAGGGGAUAUUUGUGCGUUAUUUGGAAUCGACUGCGCAUCUGGAGAUACCUUUACAGCUGAAGGAGCUCAAAAAAUGUCAAUGGAACCGAUAUUUGUGCCUGAUCCAGUUAUAUCUCUUGCCGUAGAAGCUCAAAAUAAGAACGACCUGGAUGCAUUUUCUAAAGCGAUCAACAGAUUUACAAGAGAAGAUCCAACUUUUAGAGUACAUUUUGACGACGAGAGUAAAGAGACAAUCAUAUCUGGUAUGGGUGAGCUGCACUUGGAAAUAUACACAGAGAGAAUGAAAACAGAAUAUAAUUGUCCUGUGAUUUCUGGUAAACCGAAAGUUGCUUUUAGAGAGACUAUUGGAAGCUCUAUAGAAUUUGAUUACAUUCAUAAGAAACAAAGUGGAGGCUCUGGGCAAUAUGGACGGGUGAUUGGAAAAGUCGAGCCUUUGCCAGAAAAAGAAUACACAAAAGUAGAAUUUGACGAUGCAACGAUCGGAAUGAACAUUCCAAAAAAUUUUAUUCCUUCAAUUGAAAAGGGAUUUUACGAGGCAUGCGAUAGAGGACAUUAUUCAGGACAUAAGAUAUCUGGAGUAAAGUUCGUUCUUAUUGACGGUGCCGCUCAUGCAGUUGACUCAAGUGAUAUAGCCUUUCGUAUGGCUGCAAUUGGCGCGAUGAGACAAGCAAUGUCAUCAAGUUCCCCUGUUAUCCUUGAGCCAGUGAUGAGUGUUGAAGUUAAUGCUCCCAUGGAAUUUCAGGGUUCUGUCAUAGCAGGGCUGAAUCGACGGAAUUGUGUAAUUACGGGAACAGAUGGUAGUGAGGGAUAUUUCACAUUGUACACAGAGGUGCCACUUAACGAUAUGUUUGGCUAUGCAUCGGAAUUAAGAUCACUAACACAGGGAAAAGGUGAAUUCACCAUGGAAUAUUGCAAGUAUUUACCUGCCUCACGUCAGAUACAGGCUGAGUUGAUCGAAAAGUACAACAAUCAAAGACAGCAAAAAGCAAAAGCCAGAUAAUACACACCGCCACAUGCAGUGACGCGGGUAUAUCCUUCCUUCCAGCUCACAUCCUGCUUACUCAUCUCAAGCCAAGCCUUACUACGAAAGAAUCUGUCAACUCAAGCCCAGGGAUACGAGAAAUUAAGUCGGUUGAGAUGAAGGAAUUUUAUCUGAUGGUGCAUGUAUAGUGGUUUAAAAGAUUGUUAUCACUUCGAAUGCUCUACCACAACAAAGGAAAUGCUAUUAUAGAAUGAAAAACACUUUUAUUUAUACAGAUUUAUUUUAAUAAACGUAAAGGCGACCGCUAUAUUACUUUUUGUUUUAUGUAUCCUUUCACAUUGUCUUGUCGAUUGCUUGGCUGGUUUCCAGCCUCAGAGAAAACCAGAAAACGUUCAGGUGGUAAAAUGCAUCUUUAUCAAUUUGCGCCCCUGAGAUAGGAUUUUGUCAGAUUAAUGUGAAAUCCAUAAAGAAAACAAUUGCUAUA
Molecule: messenger RNA, 2791 nt
Organism: Dendronephthya gigantea
Lineage: Eukaryota; Metazoa; Cnidaria; Anthozoa; Malacalcyonacea; Nephtheidae
Product: elongation factor G, mitochondrial-like
Exons: 28
Coding region: 112-2325 (737 amino acids)
Biological process (GO): mitochondrial translational elongation
Cellular component (GO): mitochondrion
Molecular function (GO): translation elongation factor activity; GTPase activity; GTP binding
Source: RefSeq, a predicted model, not a curated record